CAAAUAGAUAACUUUUAAAAUGGAAAACAACUUUGCACCAGACUGCUUAAGUCCAUUAAUAGAGAAGGAGCUGGGUUCUAUCAAUAACCCGAUAUCACCAGAUCCAAAGUUUAUCUUUCCUCUUCCUUCUUUAGACGAAGAAGAGUGCUUUAAUACUAGUUUUAGCUAUCUUGAGGGAUUCGGUAAGGACGAACAGAAGGUAGAGGAAGAAGAUUCCAUCCCAAAGUCUGACCAAGAUGUUUGUUUCAGUGAGGAAGAAGACAAAGCUGCUCUUAACUUGAAGCCAAAUUUGCCUUCCGACGAUGACCCUGAAACUAAGAUCGUAAUUCGGAUGGCCAGUUUAGCUAAGGGUCUCCCAGAGCCAAACAUUUCAGGAAUUUCUGUGGUGAAGCCUAAGCCCAAGGCCCAGCCUAAACUUUCUGAAAAGAAAGCUAAGGUGGGUAGGCCAAGAGGGGCUAAGAAACCCAAAAAGAAAAUCCAGGUGAUUAACUCUCACAAUCUCAAACGCCAUGAUGUUGUUCUUAAAAGCAUUCUGAGAAGAAUGAGAAGGCAUCUAUACCAAGAGUUUUUGCUGGUGACUAAGUUUAGAAAGACUGAGAAGCAACCGAAAGUGAGAAUGACUAACCUCAUAAACUGAGCUAACUCGAUGGUUAACCAAAUGGAGUUCCCUAUCCUACCUGGCAACUUCUCGUUUUAUUAUCUUGCUCUUUCUUGUCCGGGAGAACUUAGAAAAUUAUUAAAUGAUACGGAGGUAGACCCGAUCCACAAAGCUACUAUAAAUCAAGCUUCUUCUAUUGUAAGCUUGAUUGAGAGUGUUCUCAAUAGGUUCUCCAAGAAAAUUUUCACCCAUUUCAUGGAGAUCCCUGAAAUCUCAGCCCUCGUCCAAUAUUACUUGAGUAGCGAGGAUUAUAUGGAAGAUUAUGAGGGCUUUGAGCCUUGCAUUAACCUUCUUGACGAGAAAUCUAAGGAAGUUAUCAGUGCUUAUGCAGAUAACCCAGAAGCAUUUUCUCUUAAUCCUUAUUGGAUGAAGGAGCCUUUCCACAUUUUUAGAAGCUAGGCUCUUG
Moneuplotes crassus is the source of this 1064-nucleotide messenger RNA. NCBI's taxonomy places the organism in Eukaryota, Ciliophora, Spirotrichea, Euplotida, Euplotidae. The record is from the annotation of a GenBank genome assembly.